AUGGCAACUGAAUAAUUUGAAGCUGUAUAUGAUAUAAUAAUAUAAAAAUAAAUUUUAAUUGUAAAAUUGAUUAAAAUAAGAGAGAAUAUACUUUUGAAAUAUUUUGAUUAGAUUUUGUGUUUGAUAAUACUUUUGAUGUUAAAAUAAUUGAAGCAAAUACAAAUCGAUCAAUAAAAAUUUGCUUUCCUUGUUGUCUAAAUAAAUACCUAAAAAGUUUUGUUAAUGCCUCUAAGUAUUUAUAAUAAUAAAUAUUUAAAGAAUUGCAUUAAUUCCAAUUGUUUCCUCCUCCAAAAAUUUUUUAAAAAUCCUAAAAGAUUAUUUUUGAAAAUUAUCUUGAUAAUAAAUUUGAAUUAGUUCUUGAUUAAAUGACAGAUAGACCACUCAUUACUUAAUCAUAACCUAAUUGUAUUAAUUAUUUAUUAAUAACCAUAGAUGAUAUUGGAUUAAUUCAAGAAGAAUCUGAAGAAGAGAUUAUUAUUAAUAUUAUUUAAAUAUAAAUUACUUAUAUCUUUAUAGUUGAUAUUUUAUUUUUUUUGAAAACAAAAAAGUAACAGGAUAAUGAUGUUUAUUCUAAAAAUUAGUAUUACCCUCUUUAAAUUCUUAUUAGUAGACAUAUAAUCCUUUGCUCGUUUAUAUUACUCUUAAAUGAUUUAUUUAAUCUUUAAAGAACAAUAUCAGCAAUGAUUAAAUAAGAUAAAUAUGUUAAGAUAUUAUUUACUUAAUUGAAAGAUUUUCAUUCACUUUAAAUGGGAUUACCUUUUUGACUAGAUUUAACUUUCAAAGAUUUUGCAAGAGUAAUCAUUAAUAAUAAUGAAUAUUAGGAAAAUUCAUAGUAAAAUUCAGCAUUUUUUAAUAAAUCAGAUUCUCUUUAAGGUUUAAAAAUUUCAUGCUUAUUUUUAUUUAAAGAUAAUUAUUAUAGUAAUGAAAAACCAUUAUUUACACCAAUUUAAUAAGUAAUACCUUUUUAUUAUAAUGUUUAUUUUUUAAAAUAUAUGAAUAAACUUUUACUUGAAAUAUCGAAAUUUAUAUCUACAUCUAUAAAACAUGAACUUGAAAAUAAAGAAUAGAAAGAUUAAAAAUAUUGUUUUGAAUUAUUAUUUCUCAAAAUUAAAUUAUACUUAUCAAUCUUUAUGUCAAGGAUAUCAUACUCAUUAACCAAGUAUUGA
Paramecium sonneborni is the source of this 1166-nucleotide messenger RNA. Lineage: Eukaryota; Ciliophora; Oligohymenophorea; Peniculida; Parameciidae. The record is from the annotation of a GenBank genome assembly.